UUCGACUUGUUCGGCUUCUGUGUCGUAUACCGAAAUUUUACCAAAUUUUAUUUUCAGGCUUGGUUAGUUCUUUGUCGUUGUUGUGGUACUCGAUUAAAUCCAUUAAUGAUGUGCUGUUUAGAUUGUUCAACAUUUGGAUGUUUAAAACAUUUAAGAAAUGCACAUUUACAAGAAAAAGGACAUUUAUUUGCUAUGUCAACAUGUUUUGGAGAGAUUUUUUGUUUAAAAUGUGAUGAUUUUAUUUAUGACAGAAAAAUUGAAAAAAUUAGAAGGAAAUUGUUAGGUUUAAGUCUUCAACAUCGUUGGAAUCCUGGUCGUUAUGAAGCGCGUCUUUGUAGACGAAGUUCUCUUCGUUUACUUCGAUUAUUGAAUUCAAAUAAUUCUGGAAAUUCUCAACAAUCAAUUGGAGGGACUUUAUCAAUUCCUGGAUUGAGAGGACUUGUAAAUUUGGGAAAUACUUGUUUUAUGAAUAGUAUUAUACAAACACUUGUUCACAUUCCAAUGCUUAGAGAUUAUUUUCUUUCAGAUCAACAUAACUGUAAACUCUGUUCUCUUACACCAAAUUCUGAUUUAAAUACUUGUUUGAUGUGUGAGUUAUCACAUAUAUUCCAAGAAUUUUAUGGUGGUGAAAGUCUUUAUUCUCCUUUUGUACCAAAUAGGAUGCUACAUUUGGUUUGUUUUAGAUUUUUUGAGCGGGCCGUUUUCGUAGGUUUCAAGCCGAAUUCUGCAAUUUUUGGAACUCUAAAAUUUUGGAAACUUUUUGACAAAGGUUUCCUCCUGGAACCGAUCCCUUGGCUACGCCGCUAG
Meloidogyne enterolobii is the source of this 807-nucleotide messenger RNA. Lineage: Eukaryota; Metazoa; Nematoda; Chromadorea; Rhabditida; Meloidogynidae. The record is from the annotation of a GenBank genome assembly.